AUAGAAAAAAUCAAAAUUUCAUUAAAUUUUAAUAUUUUAUUUUUCUAAUUAAAAUGAAUAAUAUUGGUUCUAUUUUUAAACUUAUUAUUCUAUCAUGUUACGUAUAAUAAAUUUGCAAGAAUUGUAUUAGUUUUCACAAUUUAAAUAUUCUAGUAACCUAUGCUUAUAAAUUGGAACUUAUGAAAUUUGUUAAUAGUUUUAAUUGUAUAAAAAGAAGUAUGUCUUUAUUUAAACUUCUUCUUUGGGAAAAUACAAUGUUUGUUAAUUCUGUACUUCCACCUGGUGAAUUAGAAAAAAAAUUCAUGAUAGCAGUUUUGAUAACAUAUAAAAAUAAAACUAAACAAUUGAAUAUGUGUCGUAGUCCAGAUGACACUGUAGAUACUUUUUUACAAAGAUUUGCACUUAAAAUACAACGAAUAAAUAGUAAAAAGGGUAUUCAAGAACCAAUGUUAGAUUUAAUAUCUUUAAAAGUCAAUGGACAAAAAGUUCCUAAGGAUACAAAAUGUGGUGAAAUAUUUGAUAACAAAAAUGUGAACAUUUCUUUGCAAAUUAAUAAUCAUUUUUUGUCUGUUAUGAUCAAUGCUCCAAUUAUAAAUAAUCUAGUACUAGGUAAACCUCCAUACAAAGGUUUAAUGUUAUAUCCCUGUGGAUUUGAUAAAGGAUAUAAUGUGUCUAUUUUGAAUAGUAAAUACACAUGGUAUAGAAUGAAAUCAAAAGAAUUUAUUGAGGUUGGAAAUGAAAUUGCAUACACACCAUCUUCUAGUGAUAUAAAUUGCAAAUUAAAACUGUUAUGUGAACCAUGCAAUCUAGAAGGUCAACUUGGCCCAUCAGUUGAGGUAUUAUCUUUAGAAGUUCAAGAUAAUUUGAUAGACAUUUAUCCAUUUGAAAAAAGACUAAUUAAGAAGCCAAAAAACAGUUUUCGUAUCAUUUCAUAUAAUAUAUUAGCUGGUGAUUAUACUAAAACUAAGGAAGCUAAAAAUGAAAUGUAUCCAUAUUGUCCAGCUCAUAUAUUAGCUUCAAGUUACCGAAACCCUCUUCUAGUAAAAGAACUACAAGCAUAUAAAGCAGAUAUAUUGUGCCUGCAAGAAGUUGAAGUAAAAUUAUUCAAUAGAGAAUUAGACCCAUUAUUGAAAAAUUUCUUAAAUUUAAAUGGGGUACAUUGUAAAAAAGAUGGAAAUAGGAAUGAAGGACUUAGUUGUUUUUAUUCAGCUGACAAAUUUGAAUUGUUGGACCAAUUCUGUAUUAAAUUAAAUGACCGCCCCACCAUUGAAAUGUAUUGUGGACCAUUUAUAAAUGCUAUUUAUGAAGAUAAUAUAUGGAAACAAGGACUUGAAAAAAAAACAGUUUUACAAGUUUUACUUCUGAGGAAAAUAUUAGAAAAUAAACUUCUUUUAGUUUGUAAUACUCAUCUGAUAUCAGAUGCUGAUAGCGAUUGUGUACGUUUGCUACAAGCAUUGGUAGAAUUAACUAUUAUUACAAAAUUAAAAAAAACUUUUGAAAAUCAAUAUCCAGAACAAAAAUUGUCUGUUAUAUUUUGUGGAGAUUUUAAUAGUACACCAGAAAGUGGAGUUUUUGAUUUAGUUACUAAUUUAUUCUUACCAUUUGAGUAUAGAGAUUUGAAUCAUUUAAACAAUUUAAAGAAUGUUGUUGAUUUUACUAUGUCAAGUGCUUAUAGUACUAAUGUACCAUAUAGUAAUUUUACACAAACGUUUUCUGGGUUAUUGGAUUAUAUUUAUUUUACAAAUGAACAUUUAGAUGUAAUUCAGACAUUGUCUAUGCCUUUGCAUGAAGAAGUUAUUGAAGAAGGUGGCCUACCAAGUGCUAAAUUUCCAUCUGAUCACUUAGCUUUAAUUGCAGAUUUCAAAAUGAAAUAAGUUAAUACAUUUUAAAUGUUAAUGUAGAAAUAUCUUAUUGUUGAAUUUAUGAACUGUUAUAAUUCUUAAAACCAAAUAAUCUGAUUCUGAGUCUAAUGUUAAAGCCCUUAAUUUUACUACUCUACAACUUAUAAAAAUUAUUUACUCA
Daktulosphaira vitifoliae (grape phylloxera) is the source of this 2022-nucleotide messenger RNA. Its product is annotated as 2',5'-phosphodiesterase 12. Gene Ontology annotation, molecular function: 3'-5'-RNA exonuclease activity. The record is from RefSeq and is a predicted model, not a curated record. Gene Ontology annotation, cellular component: mitochondrion. Lineage: Eukaryota; Metazoa; Arthropoda; Insecta; Hemiptera; Phylloxeridae. Gene Ontology annotation, biological process: nuclear-transcribed mRNA catabolic process, deadenylation-dependent decay. The coding region runs from base 180 to 1874 and encodes 564 amino acids. The transcript has 9 exons.